Dichotomopilus funicola is the source of this 2121-nucleotide messenger RNA. Its product is annotated as glutamate-cysteine ligase-domain-containing protein. Gene Ontology annotation, cellular component: glutamate-cysteine ligase complex. Lineage: Eukaryota; Fungi; Ascomycota; Sordariomycetes; Sordariales; Chaetomiaceae. The transcript is spliced from 6 exons. Bases 1 to 2121 code for a protein of 706 amino acids. Gene Ontology annotation, biological process: glutathione biosynthetic process. Gene Ontology annotation, molecular function: glutamate-cysteine ligase activity. The record is from RefSeq and is a predicted model, not a curated record.
AUGGGCCUCCUAGCAUUAGGAACGGCACUGGAUUGGCCGGAUGCCAAGAAGCAGGCUGAUCAUGUCAGAUCGUGGGGGAUCCGGCAACUGCUGGAAAUAUGGAAUAAGGCUAAGGGCAAGGAGCGGGAUGCUAUGCUUUGGGGUGAUGAGGUUGAGUACCUCGUCGUGACGUACUCGGAGGACGACCCGAAGGUGUUGCUGUCUCUGAGACAAGCCGAUAUCCUGGCGGCCCUGGCCGGAGAUAAGGAUCUGGCCAAGGCUGCUCAUACGCCUAAUGGUUUUGCUGCGCAACUCAGCCAGCCUCCUCCGGUGUUCCACCCUGAGUUCGGGCGGUUCAUGCUUGAGGCUACCCCAGGGAAACCGUGGGGGAUUGAGUUCAAGGAGCUGUUGGAGGUUGAGCCGAACAUGAAGCUGAGGAGGAUCAUUGCCAAAGAACACAUGCGCCCCAACGAACACCCCAUCACCUUGACGACCUUCCCCACGCUCGGCAGCCCCGGCGUGUUCAGUAGCCCGCAUUAUCCGCCCUCGGGCUCCCGGCUGCGGUCUCAGUUUGUCCCCGACGAGAUCGCCAACCCGCACAUCCGCUUCCCCACGCUCGCCGCCAACAUCCGCUCUCGCCGCGGCCGCAAGGUCCAGGUCAACGUGCCCGUCUUCCGCGACGAGUUGACGCCGUGGCCCUGGAAAGACCCCACGGUCAACUACGACCUGCACCAGUGGCCCGAGGAUGACGAUGUGCGCAACGGCGCGGCCCCCGAUAACUUCAUCCACAUGGACGCCAUGGCCUUCGGCAUGGGCAGCUGCUGCCUACAGAUCACCUUCCAAGCCAAGAACCUGACCGAAGGCCGCCAGAUGUACGACCAGCUCAGCCCGCUGGGCCCCAUCAUGCUGGCACUCACGGCGGCCACGCCGAUCUACAAGGGCUUCUUGGCCGACACGGAUGUGCGGUGGAACCAGAUCAGCAACGCCGUCGAUGACCGCACGCCAGAGGAGAUGGGCGAGAAGCCGCUGGUGAACGACCGGUGGCGAAUCCCCAAGUCGCGGUACGCCUCCAACUCGACGUACAUCUCCGAGGACCCACGCCUACGCCCCGAGUACCUCGACCCAGACCUCGUCAUCGACGAGAGCAUCAAGCAGCAGCUCGUCGACGGCGGCAUGGACGACCGACUCGCAACCCACUUCGCCCACCUCUUCAUCCGCGACCCGAUCGUGAUCUUCUCAGAAGACCUACAAGAACUCGACCUCAACAAAACCGACCACUUCGAGAACAUCCAAAGCACCAACUGGCAGCACAUGCGCUUCAAACCCCCUCCAGCAGACAACAGCAUCGGCUGGCGGGUCGAGUUCCGCCCGAUGGAGAUCCAAAUCACCGACUUCGAAAACGCCGCCUUCGCCGUCUUCAUCGUGCUCAUCACCCGUGUCAUCCUCAGCUACAACCUCAACUUCUACAUCCCCAUCAAGCGAGUCGACGAGAACAUGGAGACCGCCCACGCCCGUGAUGCCGUCCUCGAUCGCCGCUUCUAUUUCCGCCGUAACCUCUUCCGUCCGUCCCGCUCGUCGGCGUCGGGGGCGUCGACCCCGACUACUAACCCCAGCCGUCCGCCUACCCCGACGGGGCCGGUUGAGGAUGAGUACCGUCUUAUGUCUGUCAAUGAGAUCAUCAACGGGACCGCCUACGCCCGCGCGACGAAAUUCAAGACCAAGCCCCAAUCCACUUCCACCCCAGAAACAGAAACAGAAACAGACGAAACACAAGAUGAUGACACAGAAGACGAAGACUUCUUCCCCGGCCUAAUCCCCCUCGUAGAAUCCUACCUCGACUCCGUCAACAUCGACGUGCAAACCCGCUGCCAACUCGCCCGCUACCUGGACCUCAUCCGUCUACGCGCUAGCGGCGAACUGUGCACAGCCGCCCGCUGGAUUCGACAACUCGUCGCGUCCCAUCCGCGGUAUGCACGGGAUAGUGUGGUGGGGGAGGAGAUUACGAGGGAUUUGGUCGAGGCUGUUAUUAGGGUUGGGGAGGGGGGUGCUGAGCAGGGUGGGUGUGGUGGGAACGGGAAGGUUGUGGGGGGGAGGGGGAGGGAGGUUAGGGGGGUCAGGGAGUUGUUGGGGAGGUUUUUGUAG